GUAUCAGUAUUCACAUUCAGUAAAAUGCUAAAUUAGUAAAAUUGAGGUUAUUCUCGCAUCUGUGGCCUAGAUAAAAAAAGAUAAACUUAAAUUUAACUUUCUUAUCAAAGCAUAUUUCUUUACAUAAAUUAUAAUUGGAAGUAGAUCAAUACGUUUAAAAUGGCAACGUUCUCAAGACUGCACAAAAUAGCCCUCCUGAGUUUAGGCGCGGUUGGUGGCAGCCUCGCGUAUUAUCACAUCGGCAAAUCGGAGAAUAGAUACGACGUUAAAAACUCGUGGACUACGAAUUAUACGCCGAGUGUAAAAUGGGAUAACAAUUGGGACCAUCGUGAACCAGAAUCAAUAGUUAAACCUCCAAAAUCAGGCAAACCAGAAGAUGAAAACAGAUACAACGAACAGAUUGAGAAAGCCAAAACCAAAGCAGUGCGACAUCUCUUCCUCAUCAGACAUGGACAGUAUAACCUGGAAGGAGCCACUGAUAAGGAGAGGAUUUUAACAGAAUUAGGUAGACAACAAGCAGAUCUCACAGGCAAAAGAUUAGCCUGUCUAGGCAUCAAAUGGGACCUAAUCGUUAGAUCGACUAUGACAAGAGCGCAAGAGACGGCAAAAAUUAUAGAGAAGCAUUUACCAAAGGACAUAGAGGUCAAAGACUGCCAGUUGAUAGAAGAAGGUGCACCUAUUCCUCCAGAGCCGCCCGUGGGUCACUGGCGACCAGAACCCAAACAGUUCUUCCAGGACAGCGCGCGCAUCGAGGCCGCGUUCCGCCGCUACUUCCACCGCGCGCCGCCCACGCAGACGCAGGACUCCUACACGCUGCUGGUGUGCCACGCCAACGUCAUACGCUUCUUCGUUUGCAAAGCGCUCCAGUUCCCCCCAGAAGGCUGGCUCCGGAUAUCCCUGAACCAUGGCUCGAUCACGUGGGUGUCGAUACUGCCCAGCGGCAACGUCGUGCUGAGGUCUCUGAGCGAGACUGGACAUAUGGACCCCCAAUAUAUCACCAGCCGAUGUGCCAAGGCAAUAGCAAAGGAUUGUCGCUUACCAUAAGACUAGCGACUGGCCUACUAAAGGUAUAAGAAAAAAAAACUUGUCUUUUCCCACCUAUAUCGCCUACAAAAGCUUACUGGACAUUGUAUAGCUAUUAAUAAAAUCAUUGUGUUCAGUUAUACAAUUUUAAAUAUAAAGCAGCGUCCACACCAAUAAAAAUUGGAUCGCGUCUUAAACCCUGUAUUCAGCUUUAAAUAUGUUCCCCAUAUUGAAUAUUUUUCCACACGAUAAGGAUCCUGUUGGUGAAAAUUUUACAUAGUAAUUUUCAAUGCAUUGUGUAUCAACAGAAAUUUUUAUAGGUGUGGAUGAGCCUUAGUAAAAGAAUUGUUUGGGUAUACCUUUACUUAUAAUUAUAUGGGUGCUACGUAUGAUUAACUCGAAUUAUAUCAUUAGCUUUAAAACUAAUUAAAUUAUGCUUGGGUCAUGGGAUGGUUGUGGGCUAAAUGAUUAUGAUUACUUUCAUAGGUCAAUCUUUUUUUAUACAAUAUAUAACAUGUAUACUUUUUUAGAAGACCUGUUUGGUGUUUACAUGGUGGCAGUAUAUGCAGAAUUUUCUGCAAGUGUAAUCAGUUAGAGCGAAGGGUGCAUGUUUUAGAAGUAACAUUUUACUGUCAAAACGUCAAAUUACUUGACAAUUGAAAAAUCAGCCCUUAAUCUUUUAAACCUUAUAAUUUUGGUUUCUAAUUUUUACGAAGUUUGAUUUGCACUGUCUAAUUGCAUCCUAUAACUUUACUUACAAAACUAUCCAUAUUUUAAUGAACAUUUUUAAAUCUCACUAACAGGAAUCGCUCCCCGAUACCAGACAUAAGAGCCAAUUUAGUAACCUGUUGAUAAACGAAGAUACUUUAUUUUUAUUAAAUUGAAUGUUAUCACUAAGGCCGAGAUUUAUAGAGCGUACUUUGACUUUGCUCAGACUUAAGACUCUGUUAAAACGAGACAGCGUUAUACCUCUGACACCAAUCUAUCCCGUUUUAACCGAACUUAAGUCUAAGCAAAGUCAAAGUACGUAAGUCUAUAGAUCUCAGCCUGAGUAAUGCUUGUAAUGGUGACUAUACACCGCAAGUUUGACAAACUUGUGUGAACAAUCAUUUUGUGAUAGCUUGCACAACUUUCACGUUGUUACACGUUGCUCGUGCAUGCGUGAUUGAAUGUCUGUGUAACAUUAAAUAUAGGUGUAACCAAAACGCUAGCCAAAACGAAAACAGGUGAUAGUACUGAUGAUUACUGAUAAGAUACCAUAGAAAAAACUACGAUUUUUUUUUAAAUUAUGUUUUUUUAAAGUUCACAAUAUGUUGCAAAUAAAACAUCUGACUGACGCUAGAGGUCAUCGAACGUUCCGUAAAUAGGUCAUUCGAAGUCAAUGCACCGUUGUAGGUGGGACAUUGGCCCGAGUUUUGCACGUUAUACAAUGCGGGUUUGAAAAAUACUAAAUCACUAAAACUACAAGAUAAGGCAAAUGGUUAUUACUUAUUAGAAUAGGAUUGUGUUGAUGUAGUAUAAUAAUAAGGCUAAGUUUUACGUUACUAGCGUUCUGUUUACACCUGUAUAAAAUCAAAUGUAUGAAACAGCUAUGUAUGUAGCUAUGUAUGUAGAAGAUUAGUAUGAAACUAGACAAAAUUGUAAGCAAAACCGGUCAAGUGCGAGUCGGACACUUUACCACUGCAAGUUAAUGGGAUUUAGUAAAUUAAUUUUUAUGUUGGUGUGUAAUUCUCCUUUUUUCGUCAUGAUGCUUGUGAAAAAUUAUUAUCAAACAAACGUUCAGACUUGCUUUCAGAAAAUGAUUGUCAUUUAGGCUAUCCAUCACUAACUAUCACCAUUAAAAGUAUUUUUUGCUCGACAUUGACUGGUUUUCCACAUCCUUGACUGAUCGACGAAUACUUUUUAAUAAAUCAAUUGGCGAAAUUUCGGCGAAGGAAAUCGCCACGCGAAACUUAAGAGUUAAGUUUUUUUUGUAAUUGUCGAUCAAAGAUGAAUCCGAUUUGAUUUCGUUCUACUAUCGAUCGACGUUGAUAGAAUGGAUGUGGUUACACCCUAGAACCUUCGAGCAUGUACGUAGUACGCACAUGGAAUCUUACCCGAGAUCUAUAGACCGUACUUUGACUUUGCUCAGACUUAAGUUUCAGUUAAAACGAGACAGAUUUAUGCCAGCGAUAUAAUGCUGUCUCGUUUAAACUGUGCAAAGUCAAAGUGCACUAUAAAUCUCAACCUUAGAAAUAAAAAUAAAAAAAUUAUAUUUUGGCGAGCAAGAUGCUGCUGUUUAAUAUUUUAUAUGGAUCUCGUUCUAGCAAAGCUCCUGUUUCUAAAACUGUUCUGUUCUAAAACGACUUUAUAAAGUGUUUUGUGUGAUAUUGUUUUUAGUCAUUUUAAGAACAAGUGUCAACUAUGUAUUAUUUACUUUAUACUUAUCAUACAAGUAUUUUUUAUUAUAAUUAAGUUUCGACUUAUACUAACCUACAUAUAAAACUGUUAAUGGUAGGAACCACACCUGCAGCGAAUGCUGCCUCUUGAUUGGCUGUGAAAAAAUGUAAUCGGCGAAUCAACCAAUCAAAGGGCAGGAUUGGCUGUCAAUUACGAUAAAGGUGCCCACGCACCACAACUGCACUGCAGCGGAACUGCGCGUCGCGACAGCGCCACGCACGAUAUUCACUCCAGCCGCGACGCGCGUACGUCACUGCCGCGCGGGCUAACCUGGAUGGGGUAUGGCAGUUUUUUAUGAAAGCCCAUACCCCCUUUCCCUUAGCGGCACGGCUUUGACGGUAGCGUGGUAAGUUGCCACGGCCGGAGCCUCCCACCGGACUAGACCAG
Maniola jurtina (meadow brown) is the source of this 3849-nucleotide messenger RNA. It is a transcript of the gene Pgam5, whose product is annotated as serine/threonine-protein phosphatase Pgam5, mitochondrial. The record is from RefSeq and is a predicted model, not a curated record. Bases 160 to 1044 code for a protein of 294 amino acids. The transcript has 6 exons. Gene Ontology annotation, cellular component: mitochondrion. Lineage: Eukaryota; Metazoa; Arthropoda; Insecta; Lepidoptera; Nymphalidae. Gene Ontology annotation, biological process: positive regulation of mitochondrial fission.